AUCGUGGUGCUCAUUCCAAAUCGAAGAUUAAAAAUCAGAGAGGCUAGGGUUUUGAAUUCAUCUCUCUCCCUCUGUCUCUUAAACGUUGAUUGGACGCAGCAAAGGGUUAACGAUUUGUAUUUGUGAAUGAGGUCGAGCUCUUCAUCGUAUCGUUCUUUUUGGUGACAAUUUACGGUAUUUAUAUUGGAACAUAUAUAUAUUUGUUUUUAUAUGUGAGCUGAAAAGGGUGUGUAUCUGUUGAAAAAUUAUGUCUGAGAUACAGACUUCGGGAAAACCGAUCGAUCAACUGUUGGAGAAGGUUCUGUGUAUGAACAUUCUCUCUUCUGAUUACUUCAGAGAUCUUUUUAGAUUGAAAACUUAUCAUGAAGUGAUUGACGAGAUUUACAACCAAGUCGAUCACGUGGAGCCAUGGAUGACUGGAAAUUGUCGGGGCCCUUCAACCGCGUUUUGCCUUCUCUACAAGUUCUUCACUAUGAAGCUUACUGUCAAGCAAAUGCAUGGUUUAUUAAAGCACCAGGAUUCUCCUUACAUCAGAGCUAUUGGAUUCCUCUAUUUAAGAUAUGCUGGGGAUCCAAAAACAUUAUGGGGUUGGUUUGAACCUUAUGUGAAAGAUGAUGAGGAAUUCUCUCCUGGAUCCAGUGGUAGGAUGACAACAAUGGGUGUUUAUGUGCGAGAUUUGCUUCUUGGACAGUACUACUUUGAUACACUUUUUCCUCGCAUACCUGUCCCUGUACUGCGGCAGAUUGUAUCCAACCUUGAAAAGAUGAAGCUACCCUCCAAACAUGCUGGUGUGACUGGGGAUACCACCCGUGGAUCUGAUGACACUGCCCGUCGACCACCAUCUGUCAAAGCUGCCCUUUCUGUCUCUUUUGGUCAGCGUGCCCCUCAUCGUGCAUCAACUAGGGAUUCAUCCCCUGUUCGCCGUACCCUGCCACCACCUUCUUAUGAUAGGAACAGCGUUGAUGAUUUGAGAAAAUCUCCCAGCAGCCGUCGCAGUCAGAGCCGUGAAUUGUCUGACCGAGAAUAUUUAGACAGGGACAAGGGCAGGGAUAGAGACAGAGACAGGGACCGAGAUAGAGACAGAGAUGCGGAUAAGGACAGGGACAGGGACAGGGACAGGGAUAAGGAGCGAGACCGAGACAGAGACCGGCAAAGAGAUAGGGAUAGGGAUAGGGAUCGGGAGAGGGGCAGAGACCGGAGGCCUGACUAUGAUAGAAGGUCCAGAGAAAGCAGCAGAAGGGAUUACAAUGGAAGCAGCCGUGACGUCAGUAGGUAUUAUAGGGAAGCUGGUUCUCGUAGAAGCAGAAGCAGAAGCAGAAGCAGGAGCAGAAGUCAAAGCAUUCAUGCUCAGAGUGCUCGUGUUGACAACCUUCCGAGCCCGCCUAGAAAUGGAAGCAAGGAGAGGUUGUCAGCGUCUAGCAAUCUGGCUAAGCUUAGAGAUCUGUAUGGUGACUCGAGUAACCAAAAGGAGGAUAAUGGCCAAGAGAGGGGUCCUAAUCGGGCUAAUGGUGCUGAUGAGGUUAUCAGACUUGGUGGUUCCUCUUGGAAGUAAAGAGCGAAAUUCUAUCAUGCAAUAUGCUCGAUUUGUCAUUUGGGUCCUAUCUGGCAAAACCAAUUUCUUCCUUUGAUCAAGUAGCGAAAUUGGCUUCCAAUUCCUUCGUUCAACUUCAUUUUCGCUGUGCAUUAUCAUCUACGUUGGCAAUGUUAUUUACGAACUCAGAUGUAGUGAUUUGCAGCUGGGACGGGGCUGCAUGUAUACUAGAUGUUAACAUUUGGGUAUUUGUUAUUUCCUUCCAGUGUACUCUAAUUGUUCCCUUGUUCUAAAGAAUUUUACCAGAAUGUUGUGGUGGAAAGACUGAUUAAAUGUCAAAAAUAAUCUCUUCGACUUCAAUGAGAUUAUUGUUCCAUGCGUUUUGUCAUUCGAAGACACAUUUUUUUCCCAGGGAAUUAGGAGAAAUUGAU
Molecule: messenger RNA, 1962 nt
Organism: Ilex paraguariensis (yerba mate)
Lineage: Eukaryota; Viridiplantae; Streptophyta; Magnoliopsida; Aquifoliales; Aquifoliaceae
Source: the annotation of a GenBank genome assembly